Megalopta genalis is the source of this 1845-nucleotide messenger RNA. Lineage: Eukaryota; Metazoa; Arthropoda; Insecta; Hymenoptera; Halictidae. The record is from RefSeq and is a predicted model, not a curated record.
AACGUGUGUAAAUAGAACAGCGACGAAACUUAUUAGGCUGCUUCAAACGUUCUGCUGCAAUUUGCAAUCGAUCCUAUCGAGAUUUGACGAAUAACGAUUUGUUGAAGGAAAUUAGAGUUAAGGAUCAACUUAAAAUGACGUUGAAUUUACUAAGAUGUCCCCUCGUUAGUCGUGGAUUAAGGGAAGUUGAGAAAUCGUCUGGAUUUUUUACGUUACGGCUGUCAUUGAGCACAUCACCGGUUUCCAAAGGCAGUAGUAAGGGUGACAGUAAAGGAUAUCGUAUUGAGAAAGACACUUUCGGUGAGCUCAAGGUACCAUGUGACAAAUACUAUGGAGCACAGACUUUGAGAUCAGUCAUGAAUUUUCCUAUUGGUGAUACGUUUGAACGAAUGCCUUAUGGUGUUAUUGUGGCAAUGGGCAUAUUAAAAAAAGCAGCAGCUGAAGUAAACAAAGAAUUUGGUAUGGAUGCAAAAAUAGCAGAAGCUAUUAGCAAAGCUGCAGACGAUGUCAUUAGUGGCAAGCUGUAUAAUGAUCAUUUCCCAUUAGUAAUUUGGCAAACAGGUUCCGGUACACAAUCCAAUAUGAAUACCAAUGAGGUAAUCUCGAAUCGUGCUAUUGAAUUACUUGGUGGUGAGCUGGGAUCAAAAACACCUGUUCAUCCAAAUGAUCAUGUAAAUAAAUCUCAAAGUAGCAAUGACACCUUUCCCACUGCUAUGCACAUAGCAGUUGCAUUAGAGAUUGACAAGGUACUUCUCCCUGGACUGCAAUGUUUAUGCAAAGUUUUACAUGAAAAAGCUGAAGAAUGGAAAGAUAUUAUAAAGAUUGGUAGAACUCAUACGCAGGAUGCAGUACCUCUGACAUUAGGACAAGAAUUUUCAGGAUAUGCAACACAAGUGGCAAACGGUAUUGCAAGGGUAAAAAAUACUCUUCCACGUUUGUAUGAAUUGGCACUUGGUGGUACUGCCGUAGGUACUGGGUUGAAUACACCAAAAGGUUUUGCAGAAAAAGCAGCAGCAAAAAUUGCACAACUCACUGGUUUACCAUUUGUGACUGCUCCUAAUAAGUUUGAAGCUUUAGCAGCACACGAUGCUAUGGUGGAAGUGUCUGGUGCACUUAACACAGUAGCAGUUUCAAUUAUGAAGAUAGCCAAUGAUAUCCGGUUUUUGGGGAGUGGACCACGUUGUGGUUUAGGAGAACUGUCUCUGCCCGAAAAUGAACCAGGAAGUUCAAUUAUGCCUGGUAAAGUAAAUCCGACACAGUGUGAAGCAAUUACGAUGGUGUGUUGUCAAGUUAUGGGUAAUCAUUUUGCGACAACAAUUGCUGGAAGCAACGGUCACUUCGAACUUAAUGUUUUUAAGCCAGUUAUAGUUGCAAACACAUUAAGAUCUGCAAGACUUCUGGGUGAUGCAUGCGCUACGUUCACAAAGAACUGCGUCGUCGGCAUCAAACCAAACGCUGACAAGAUCGAGAAACUUCUCAACGAGAGCUUGAUGCUUGUCACAGCAUUAAAUCCACAUAUCGGUUACGAUAAGGCUGCUGCAAUUGCUAAACAAGCCCACAAAGAAAAUCUGACAUUAAAAGAAUCGGCAUUGAAGAAUGGUGUGACCGAACAACAGUUUAAGGACUGGGUGAAACCUGAAAACAUGAUUGGUCCAAAAUAAAUGAUGUAAUGCGAAGUAUUAGAAUUCAAUUUUUAAAUUAAGUUUAUUAAAUUUAUCAUUGUACAUUUGACUUGUCUUUCAUAAAAGUUCACUAUAUGGUGUGGCAAAUGGUAAUAACUUAUUCAAAUGUAAUAGCUUCUACAAAUUUUACAAAUUAAAAAUAUAAAAAAUCUCUAAAAAUUAA